Messenger RNA from Choloepus didactylus (southern two-toed sloth), 1026 nucleotides. RefSeq names its product THO complex 7 (gene THOC7). Lineage: Eukaryota; Metazoa; Chordata; Mammalia; Pilosa; Megalonychidae. The record is from RefSeq and is a predicted model, not a curated record. Gene Ontology annotation, biological process: mRNA processing; mRNA export from nucleus. The transcript has 8 exons. Bases 291 to 749 code for a protein of 152 amino acids. Gene Ontology annotation, cellular component: THO complex part of transcription export complex.
CCUGGAACCCAGGGCCUUUCGUGAUCGCCAGCAGCGCCCGGUUCCCUACGUUUGAGAGCCGCCCGGGCGCGCCUGGGCGCCAACUUCACGGAGACCCUCGCUCCGCGCCCCCUCGGUUCCCCCAGUCCGUCUCCCGGACUCGCCCAGGUCCAGACGAAGUCAUACGGAAGCGUCUCCUGAUUGAUGGAGAUGGUGCUGGAGAUGACCGGAGAAUUAAUCUGCUAGUAAAGAGUUUCAUUAAAUGGUGUAACUCUGGAUCCCAGGAAGAGGGAUACAGCCAGUAUCAACGAAUGCUGAGCACACUGUCACAAUGUGAAUUUUCAAUGGGCAAAACCUUGUUGGUAUAUGAUAUGAAUCUCAGAGAAAUGGAAAAUUAUGAAAAAAUUUACAAAGAAAUAGAAUGUAGCAUCACUGGAGCACAUGAAAAGAUUGCAGAGUGCAAAAAGCAAAUUCUUCAAGCAAAAAGAAUACGAAAAAAUCGCCAAGAAUAUGAUGCUUUGGCAAAAGUGAUCCAGCAUCAUCCAGACAGGCAUGAGACAUUAAAGGAACUAGAGGCUCUGGGAAAAGAAUUGGAGCAUCUUUCACAUAUUAAAGAAAGCGUUGAAGAUAAGCUGGAAUUGAGACGGAAACAGUUUCACGUUCUUCUUAGCACCAUCCAUGAACUUCAGCAAACACUGGAAAAUGAUGAAAAGCUCUCAGAGGUGGAGGAAGCUCAAGAGACAAGCAUGGAAACAAAUCCUAAGCCAUAGAUCAGGCUGAAUGCUCACCAUUUACAAGAACAUUGAAAUAGCUACAUGGUCCUAGAGUGUUUAGAAUUUAUCAUGCUUUUGAGAUAUUUAAAGAUAUUUCUGCAGUGAAAUACUUUACUUCUAAAUAUUAAUGCACAUUUCAUUCAUAUUUCUUCACACAAACGGAGGUGUCUUUGGUAUAGAUUUGGUUUUAUUAAAAUGUUUUUUUAAUUCCUAAACUUUGAAGGUGGGAAGCAGUACUCCAAAAAUGUUUAAUAAAAUGUUUUCAAGCAAGAUA